Molecule: messenger RNA, 1190 nt
Organism: Populus trichocarpa (black cottonwood)
Lineage: Eukaryota; Viridiplantae; Streptophyta; Magnoliopsida; Malpighiales; Salicaceae
Product: cycloartenol-C-24-methyltransferase
Biological process (GO): sterol biosynthetic process
Cellular component (GO): endoplasmic reticulum
Molecular function (GO): sterol 24-C-methyltransferase activity
Source: RefSeq, a predicted model, not a curated record
AUGUCAAAUUGUGGGGCAUUUUAUCUAGCUUCCAACGUUGGAGGGAAAAUUGAGAAAACCCAAGUGAAAUCUGCUGUCAAAAAAUAUGAGAAGUACCAUGUUGGGGGAGAUGAUGAGGAAAGAGAAGCUAAUUACACUGACAUGGGGUUAUUGUACUAUGACCUUGUGACAAGCUUCUAUGAAUAUGGUUGGGGUGAAUCUUUCCAUUUUGCUCCUAGGUGGAAGUGGGAGUCUCUUCGUGAGAGCAUCAAGAGACAUGGGCAGUUAGGUUUGCAGAAAGGACAGAAGGUGUUAGAUGUUGGUUGUGGAAUUGGAGGGCCAUUAAGAGAAAUUGCUAGAUUCAGUGGAACGUUGAUAACAGGGGUAAACAACAACGAAUAUCAAAUAUCAAGAGGAGAGGAGUUAAAUCGCAUGGCGGGAGUGGACAAAACUUGCAACUAUGUGAAGGCUGAUUUCAUGAAAAUGCCAUUUUCUGACAACACGUUUGAUGCAAUAUUUGCAAUAGAAGCCACUUGCCAUGCACCGGAUGUGCGUGAUUGCUAUAAAGAGAUUUACAGAGUGUUGAAACCUGGCCAGUGUUUUGCUGCUUAUGAAUGGUGCAUAACUGAAUCAUUUGACCCUCUGAACCAAGAACACCAAAGGAUUAAGGGAGAAGUUGAGCUUGGCAAUGGAGAAUGUCUUGAAGCUCUGCAACUUGCAGGUUUCGAGGUUGUAUGGGAGAAGGAUGUUGCUGUGGCUUCACCUCUACCUUGGUAUUUUCCUCUUGACAAAAAUCAGUUCACACUAAGCAGUUUCCGUGUAACAGCUGUUGGACGAUUCAUCACUAGGAACAUGGUCAAAACCUUAGAGUUCUUGCACCUUGCACCAGAGGGUAGCCAAAGAGUUCAGGCUUUCUUGGAGAAAGCAGCAGAUGCACUUGUUGAAGGCGGAAGGAUGGGAAUCUUCACACCUAUGUACUUUUUCCUCGCUCGGAAGCCUCUUUUGUAGGCCAAAUAAAACCUACAAGAUGCUUCCAAGGUUUUUUCACAUUUCCCCUGAUUCUUGAAAAAUAAUUCUGGUGCACAUUCGCUGCUUGGAAACCAGAGGUGAGAAUUGCCUAUGCAUAUUGGACUCAAAUUCAGUUAAUGUGUCUACUUAACUACGUGCUAUUUUUUAUUUAAUAAAAAAAGGUAAUACACAUUGGACUCGAA